Zalophus californianus (California sea lion) is the source of this 969-nucleotide messenger RNA. It is a transcript of the gene NOL3, whose product is annotated as nucleolar protein 3. The coding region runs from base 191 to 811 and encodes 206 amino acids. Gene Ontology annotation, molecular function: death receptor binding; caspase binding; cysteine-type endopeptidase inhibitor activity involved in apoptotic process. NCBI's taxonomy places the organism in Eukaryota, Metazoa, Chordata, Mammalia, Carnivora, Otariidae. Gene Ontology annotation, cellular component: mitochondrion. The record is from RefSeq and is a predicted model, not a curated record. The transcript is spliced from 4 exons. Gene Ontology annotation, biological process: negative regulation of extrinsic apoptotic signaling pathway; negative regulation of intrinsic apoptotic signaling pathway; negative regulation of release of cytochrome c from mitochondria.
UCGCAAAGGCUCCCGCAGUUUCCCACGACCCUCGCUCCUUAGCAUGAGAGACCGCGCAGAGAGGUGGGAGGGAGGCCGAGACCUCCCUCGAUGCCUCGCACCUGGAGCCGCCUGAAGCUCCGGGAAGGAUUUGGUCUGUGACCCUUGAAGGACUGGCCGGGACAUAACGUCGGUAUUCACUUCCCCCACCAUGGGCAAUGCGCAAGAGCGGCCCUCAGAAACGAUCGAUCGCGAGCGGAAACGCCUGGUGGAGACGCUGCAGGCCGACUCCGGGCUGCUGCUGGAUGCACUGUUGGCGCGGGGCGUGCUCACCGGGCCCGAGUACGAGGCGCUGGACGCGCUGCCGGAUGCCGAGCGCAGGGUGCGCCGCCUGCUGCUGCUGGUGCAGAGCAAGGGCGAGGCCGCCUGCCAGGAGCUGCUGCAUUGCGCCCAGCGGACCACGCGGGCGCCCGACCCCGCCUGGGACUGGCAGCACGUGGGCACCGGCUACCGGGAACGCAGCUACGACACUCCAUGCCCUGGCCACUGGACACCCGAGGCACCUAGCUUGAGGACCACUUGCCCCGAAGUGCCCAGAGCUUCAGACUGCGACGAGGCUGGGGUUCCCGGGGGCUCCGAGGCAGUGCAAUCCGGAACGCCCGGGGAACUCAAUCCGGAGCUGGAAGCUGGGGCCUCUGAUGAGGCUGGGCAGGAUUUGGAACCAGAACCAGAGGCAGAGGCAGAACCAGAACCUGAACUGGAGCCAGAUCCCGAAGCCGAGCCAGAGGCUGAGGCGGGUGACGAGGCGGAUGAUGAGUCUGAAGAUUCCUGAAUGCCUGAGCACUGACAGGCCGCCCCUGCCCAAGCCGGAUAGGACCUGGGAUCCUGCCCUGGCAUUGGGGGGGGGGUGGGGGGGGGUGCCACCAAGUCUCCAUCUGACCCGGUACCACUAGAAGUGAAUAAACUCCGGAGGGUCAGCCUGGGGUCUCU